Molecule: messenger RNA, 1832 nt
Organism: Anguilla rostrata (American eel)
Lineage: Eukaryota; Metazoa; Chordata; Actinopteri; Anguilliformes; Anguillidae
Gene: dlx4b
Product: distal-less homeobox 4b
Exons: 7
Coding region: 636-1466 (276 amino acids)
Biological process (GO): embryo development; negative regulation of transcription by RNA polymerase II; cell differentiation
Molecular function (GO): RNA polymerase II cis-regulatory region sequence-specific DNA binding; DNA-binding transcription factor activity, RNA polymerase II-specific
Source: RefSeq, a predicted model, not a curated record
UUUACAUGUUGAAUGGCCUUAAUAUCCAUUGAAACAAGGGUCUUAAAUCUUGGUCCUUGGUCAAUGCAAUUAAAUAUAAUGGUCCUGGAGAGCAAGGACCAUUACAUUUGCUAAGCAAUGGGGAAGCCAAAACAUUUCAUUACAAUAGCUGCCCAGUUGAUCAAAAUUUCCCGCAUUAUUUUCUGAACAUAAACAACAUGUAGCCUACAGCCAUACACGCUCGCACAAAUAAUCAAUUAUGUGGUAUUAGAUACGCAGUAGCCACGCCUUGUGCCGAAUGCACUCACAUCCAAUAAACUUGCACGCAAAUGGCGGUCGCUCUACUCUUCCCGGAAGGCUCGGAGUGUAACUUAUGGUUGCCGGGUUCCACUGUUGUCACCGCAGUGGUGCAAGCAGGAAGCUGCCCUUCAUCACGCGCGCUGUGGGAGAAUGGGGCCGGUGGAGUCGCAUUCUGGAACAUUCUGGCCUUGGAAUAACUGAUGAGCCAUAUGUGAGAACGCGCGGGGGGUCCAAAUGUUUGAGUAAAUGGGAGACGACAGUCUCACCACAGGCCAGCAGUGUGUGUGGCCACCACAUUCUGAAGAUAUGCGAGUUGUACAGCAGUGUCGCGUGCACCAGGAUACAGGAACUGGCCUAUGACAUUCUCUCUCCUUCGCUCUCCCACUUGGACCAGCAUCACCGGUCUCUGCGCCCAAGAUAAUCAGGUUGAGACGCACGGUGCUCGUUUUGUCGGUUUGGCGCUGGGGAGAAAAGCCGGCUGGGUCCUGGAAACGGCUGUCCAGAUGCGAGCGGCUCAGGGAGUGUUCCUCAUCGUGCACAUCUGCCCAAUGCCCGCAGUAACGGAGCGUGCCUGUCUGUGCCUGUCUGUGCUCAGGAAAAGAAGAAUUAUGGGGAGACUGCCAAGCCUGAACCAAUUCAGAGCGUCUGAUUGUCAGACCCCUCCGGAGGAGGUUGAUUAUCGAAAGGUAUUCUGCAGUAAGCACCUGCAGUCUGGACAGGAAGUGGUCUACAUCCGUUACAAUCACGAGAAGCCGACCGUCAUAGAAAAUGGAGAGAUUCGCAUAAACGGCAAAGGGAAGAAGAUCCGAAAACCCAGAACCAUCUACUCCAGUUUACAGCUGCAGGUGCUCAACCAGAGAUUUCAGCAAACCCAGUACCUCGCCUUGCCCGAGCGCGCGGAUUUGGCGGCAAAGUUGGGCCUGACUCAAACGCAGGUCAAGAUAUGGUUUCAAAACAAACGCUCCAAGUACAAGAAAAUCAUGAAACACGGCUCAAGCGGACCGGAAGGAGAGCACCUAAACUCCACUUCGUCCAUCUCGCCUUGCUCGCCGGGACUGCCUCAACUGUGGGACGUGUCCAUGGCGAGCAAAGGGGCACCUAUGCACGCAAGCGGCUACAUGAACAAUUUCGGACACUGGUACCCCGCUCAUCAUCAGGACUCUAUGCCGAGACCACAGAUGAUGUGAUGGAUCAUCUCGGUUAUAAAACUACCAAAUUCCAUCGCGCGACGUUGGAUUAUAAUCAAUAUUCCUGAAUGUGUGAUUCGUCUGCCUUAUCCUAAGAACUUUUUUAGAUAUCUGUAUAUAGCCUACAUAUUAAUCAUUUUUUUUCUUAUAAUGAAUGACAUACCUUUUAUGUGGACUUGUAACUAAAACUGGACUGUUUUCGUUUUUGAAUGACAACUGUUCGUUUGGAGUUUAUAGGCCUUAUUGUUUUUGGAAGUUUGAGAGUUGAAUGCAUAUUUGGAAACAAAGAAAUACUCGGCCUAACUAUUCUGAGGAUUCAUAUCUGUAAUUUCAGGCUGUUUCUAAUAAAUCAUCAACCUCAACGGA